AUGACGGCAAAGGAUGGUGCCUCGAGUGGCGUGAAGGCCAUGAAAUUGCACUUUCCGCUAAACAGGUACGUGUUGCUUUUCCUGUACCUGGUGGUGGUAUUGCUAAGAGGAUGCACGUACUGGGGGUGGAACGGCAUCCAGGAGAUGUUAUACAAGUCAGGAGCGUACGUUUGGGAGUGUACCGACCCCUCUCAGGUGACAGAGCUGCGCAUUGGAGGGCAGAGAUACAUAGACUGCCCUGAAAGGAAACAAAUGUUGGGGGGCAUCUUUACCCUCGCCUUGGGUUCGAACAUGUUAUCGUCCUUCCUGGCGGGGAUUGCUCUAGACACUCUGGGGCCUAAGAUUACGCUUUUUAUUGGCAUAUGCAUGGACAUUAUUGGCUGGUUCUUGUUGGGGUUUUCGGGAGAACACUUCAGGGCGUAUUACGCCGCAGCUUUCUGCAUUGGCGUGUCUGCUGACCCCGGUUAUUUGCCCCUUCUCUCCAUCAGCAAGCUGUUCCCCCAGAAUUCGUCGUUUGUCAUUUCAAUUAUGGGCUCGCUGCGUUCCAUCUCCUUUGCUGUGCCCGUGGUGAUGUCGGUCAUAUUUCAAGGCGCAUCUUUCGCCCCUGGCGAUCUGUGGAAGAUGUGCGUCGGCUAUAUUGCGGUAGGACAGGGAAUUGCGCUCUUCGUGUGCCUCCUCUUCGUCCCAAUGGCUUCCUUCACCUUCCCAGUGGAGAACGAGGUCGAGCAGGAAGGGAAGGACAAGGAUUCGCAGUCCACCGUCGCCGUUCCCACCAGAUCUCAAGACAACCGAACAUUUUGGCAAUUGAUUUCAGAUCCAAAGUUUUUGCUGCUGCUGCCGAUCUUCUGCUGCGCCCUGGUGCGGUCCGAUUACUACGCAAAGUCAAACAAGGAGCAGUUGGUGGACUCGAAUGACAAGGACCUCUACCAGAUGUUCGCCAUCUUCAACAUUCUCAGUUUCAUCCCUGGGCCGGUGUUUGGCCGCAUUGCGGACGCCUAUGGCAUCGUGCUGGUGUUAUUCAUGCUCAACACAUCUGGCGUGUUUAUGUUUAUCUUCCUCAUGUUUGACAGUUUGGCCUGCAAGGGCAUCUCGAUUUUCUUUUUCUUCAUCUACACUUCCUUCGUGCUGAGCAACGUCUACUGCUUUAUCUCUAUUCACUUCCCGGAGCAUGCGUUCGGCAAGCUCACAGGGCUAACCUCCGCCACGGGAGGUAUAUUCGUGCUGCUGAGCAUCCUCUGGUACAAGAAGGUAUUGGAGUACGACCCCCCCAACAACUUUGUGGUUGUGGAUGGUAUCAUGGUGGCCGUGGGCCUCAUUGUCUAUGCACUCAUCUUCGUGCUCUGGCGCUUUAGCUCGAGGGAGGCGCGGAGCAAAAACAAAAUAAUGGAGCAGAAAACGCUGGCAGAGUCUGCGGAGCCAGCAUCGACCGUCUCUGUAUGA
Messenger RNA from Cyclospora cayetanensis, 1440 nucleotides. RefSeq lists its product as uncharacterized. The record is from RefSeq and is a predicted model, not a curated record. Gene Ontology annotation, molecular function: transmembrane transporter activity. The transcript has a single exon. Gene Ontology annotation, biological process: transmembrane transport. Lineage: Eukaryota; Apicomplexa; Conoidasida; Eucoccidiorida; Eimeriidae. Bases 1 to 1440 code for a protein of 479 amino acids.